AUGAAGACAACCGGUAUUAUUUCGACAGCACUCGCUGCAGCUGCGCUCUUUGCCAAGUCCGCUGUCUCCGCUGAUGUUCCCUCGAUUGUGAUCAAGGGUUCCAAAUUCUUUUACGAGAACAACGGCACACAAUUCUUCAUCAAAGGCGUUGCCUAUCAACAGGAAUACAGUGCCAAUCAGACCAAUGCCGCUAGCAAUGAUACCAAUACAGACUACGUCGACCCUCUCAGCAACCCUUCCAGCUGCCAGCGAGACAUUCCCUACCUGACACAACUGGGCACCAACACCAUCCGCGUCUACGCCAUUAACCCUACAGAGGACCACGAUGAAUGCAUGAAUGCUUUGGCCGAUGCUGGUAUUUACGUCAUUGCCGACCUCUCUGCGCCUGGCGACUCGAUCAUUCGAGACGACCCGAAGUGGAACGAUGAUCUCUACGCCCGCUACACCGCCGUCGUCGAUACCAUGGCCAAGUACACCAACACUCUCGGCUUCUUCGCUGGAAACGAGGUGUCCAACAACAAGACCAACACCGAUGCCAGCGCUUUCGUCAAGGCUGCGGCGCGCGACAUGAAGGCCUAUAUCAAGCAGAAGAACUACCGCACCAUCGGUGUGGGCUAUGCCACCAAUGACGAUGCUGAUAUCCGGGAAGAUCUGGCCGACUACUUCGACUGUGGCGAUCGCGCUGAUGCGGUCGAUUUCUGGGGCUACAAUAUUUACUCCUGGUGCGGCGACUCCAGCUUCCAGGAGUCUGGCUACGAUGUCCGCACCAAGGAGUUUGAGAACUGGAACAUCCCCGUCUUUUUCGCCGAGUACGGCUGCAACGAAGUCCAGCCUCGUGAGUUCACCGAAGUUGGCGCUCUCUACGGUAGCCAGAUGAACGAUGUCUGGUCUGGUGGUAUUGUCUACAUGUACUUCCAGGAGGCCAACAACUAUGGCCUCGUUUCCGUGGACGGCGAUUCCGUAUCUACUUUGGAUGACUUCAACAACCUCGCCACCCAAAUUGCGAGCAUUGAUCCCACCGGUCCCAACUCCGCGGAUUAUAACCCAACCAACACCGCUGCGGCUGCCUGUCCUUCUGUUGGCGAUGACUGGCACGCUCCAUCGGGGCUCCCGCCGACCCCGAACCAAGAAUUGUGUGAGUGCAUGUACAACGCCUUGACUUGUGUUCCCAACAAGGUUUCGGACGAUGAGAUCGGCGACCUCUUUGGUAUUGUUUGCGGUCUGGGCGACACGGUCUGCGCCGGCAUCAACACAACCAGUACUGAUGGGAAGUACGGAGCGUACGGCAUGUGUAACCCCCAGCAACAGCUUGGUUGGGCCUUGAACGUCUACUACAACCAGCAAGGCGCCCAGGGCAAUGGGGCUUCGGCCUGUGACUUCUCUGGCUCAGCAACUACUCAAAAGCCCACCAAACCAACUGGCCAGUGUGAAAAUCUUAUCAGCCAAGCAGGCCAAAAUGGUCAGGGCACUGUCACCUCUGCGCCCACCUCCGUCAGUGGUAACGGCAAUGGCGGCAGCGGUGGUAGCUCCAGCAGCUCCGGCUCUUCCAAUGGAGCCCCUGGCGCAGUGUCUCACUACAGCAACGUUGGCUUCAUGCAAAUUGCGCUGUAUCUGACCAUUGCAUUCACCUCUGGCAUGGGCAUGAUUCUUCUAUAG
Molecule: messenger RNA, 1656 nt
Organism: Cyphellophora europaea CBS 101466
Lineage: Eukaryota; Fungi; Ascomycota; Eurotiomycetes; Chaetothyriales; Cyphellophoraceae
Exons: 4
Coding region: 1-1656 (551 amino acids)
Biological process (GO): fungal-type cell wall (1->3)-beta-D-glucan biosynthetic process
Cellular component (GO): fungal-type cell wall; cytoplasm
Molecular function (GO): 1,3-beta-glucanosyltransferase activity
Source: RefSeq, a predicted model, not a curated record